AUUUUUGUUUACGUUUACACCACGUUAUUAUUUAUCGUAUUUUUUAUCACUUUCUAAUUGCAUUUGUAUUUUUGAACCCAUUGCAUAUGGUCAUCUCUACGUGAGGAGUAAUAACUAUGUUUUAUAAUGUGUUUCCGGAUUGUAGUGCACCCUCUUUUGGACGUUUCCUCAAGAUAAGGUGAUGAGGUAUUCAUAUCAUUUGUGGUUGCUACAAUGUGAACUAGUUCCAAAGUAAUGUACAUGCGGUAUUUAUGUCGAACAUGUCAAACAUAACUAAAAAGCCGCUAUCAUCAGUUGCUAGUGUGAACAGUCAUAUAGCAAAACUACCAGCUUUAGCUGAGCCUGGAUUAGUUCCACCAAAAUACCAACCUCCGCCACAGCCAGUUAAGAAACCACCCACAUAUUUAAUACCGCAAGAUGGUCCUCACCCAUGUUUGAUUCCUGAUCCAGCCAAGCAGUUUCAGACAGUUGCUGAAAUCGACAGGCACCACCAAACAGCUGAUCAAAAGCGCGCUCCUCCUCAGUAUCAUCCGCCUCCUCCACCACAAGAUAUGCUCAAAUUUGUUCGAAAACCUGAUGCAGAAGCCUCAAGAGCUGCUUCAGAGCAGAUGCGGCGGAUGGCAGCAGAAAUUCAAACUUUGAAGCAAGAAAAACAAAGACUUAGUGAUGACAAUCAAGAAUUGCGGGACUUAUGCUGCUUUUUGGAUGACGAUAGGCAGAAAGGGAGGAAGCUAGCAAGGGAGUGGCAGAGGUUUGGACGCUACACUGCCAGCGUCAUGAGACAAGAAGUUUCUGCGUACCAAAGUAAAUUGAGACAGCUUGACUCUAAGCAGCAAGAAUUGAUUAAAGACAACUUAGAGCUAAAAGAAUUAUGUCUUUAUUUGGACGAAGAACGAGGAGGAACGUGUCGAGCCUGCGGAGCGGGACUACGUCGCGAUGAUGGUGAUGGAAGCAGUUCAAGUACAAAUCCUGAUGAUCAAACACCCCCUCAUCCUGCCUAUCAUUCUCCAGACCAGUCCACAUUAGAGUAUGUCCAGCGCUUAGAAGCCCGUGUCAAGUCUUUAGAAGAAGAGAAUAGAUUACUAUUAAAGAAAAUCAAUUCUAAGUCCGGAAACAACUGGGAUAUUCACUCUGUUGUUUCUCAGGAUGACAAUGGUAGGAGAGAGGCAGUUGUCCAAGCAUUACAAGUGUUGGAAGUUCGGGAGCAAUUGGAGCGCGGGAGCUCAGGUUCACAUGAAGAUCCAAUUCCACCAAUGGACGAUGGAGAGAAAGCGCUUCUACGAGAAAUGUGCAAUGUGGUUUGGCGUAAGUUGGAAGAAGCCCAGCCAAAUAUGCAGGAGUAAAUGCUAAUCGGACGCAGCUUUGCGCUUCUCUACUCUGUUUGUUUCAGCCUCAGGCUGUAAUUGUUGAUGUUUUGAUUUGUUUCAAUCCUUGGUUAAGUAUUAUUAAUUAUUUGACUAUCUUUAAAUCACAAAGCCUACCAAUCGAAUAAAUUCGCAAGAUUUUGAUGAGUGAAGCACAAAAACAGUUUUUCAGCUGUGUACUUCUUUCAACAAAAAGUUUGACUCAAUCGUUAAAUCAAGUCAGCAAGUCUAAACUUGAGCACCUAUGAAUGAGGUGUAAUCGCAGAAAAAUAGUCUUCUUCUCUUUUUCAUUGAAUUUCUCUCAUUUUCCUAUGGUGUGUAAUUCGUAUCAGCUCGAAUAUACUCAUUACUCACCAUCUCUCGGAAUCAGUAACCUGAAUUUCCUUGAAAACCAAAUGAUACACGACUGUCUACUGGUAAAAGGUCUCCAUUUCUUAGAGGCAAAAUUUUUAGCAGAGCUAUUUUAGUCAAGUUAGUUCUCAAAAAUUGAAUUUUAAGAUUUUGAGAGAAAACUCAGUUGAGAGUUAAGAAGAUUAAGUUGUGAGCAGUUGAGUGCAUUUUUCUGCAAAGAAUAUAGGGGGAUCAUUUUUUUUUUUUUAAACAGAGGGUAUGAGAGUACUUUAUAGUCCAGCAAUUUUGUACCAUGAACAUGGCAUUAUUUCUUAAGUCCAUUGUUAAUUUGUAUUGAAGAUUUUUAUUUGUUUGCAUCCCUACUUAUUUUAUCCUAGUCUACGUGUGUGAAGAAAAGCUUGAAAAUCAUCGACCUUUCAUUGUACCUGGAUGAAAAUUUUAUCAUCAGCAAAAGUUACAUUUUGUUCCUCAUUUAAUUGUAGCCUCAAUCAGGGUUCGUGAUGCCCUGAAAAGAAUGGAAUUUUUUUUCUCUUUCAAACUAGGGACCAGCUCUAGAGGUUAGCCGUCUGGCUGUUCUAUGCCUAUUGGAAGUUCUAAGAGCCAUAGUGCACAAAUUGUAUCUAUAGGAAUAAAACAGUACACAUUUUAAACAAGAAAGCAUUGAGUAGCAAUUUUUGUAUGCCAGGGAAGAUUUCUAAUCAGUCACUCUCAAUUCAUCGGAUGUGUAAAAAUGUCUCUGAUUGUGAAAUAAUUUUUUGCGCCUCAGUAGUACUUGGAGCCGAUCAUUCUCUGUCAGUUUUUUUUUUUUUUUUUUUGGCAAUUCUCCAUGUAAGGCUUCAAAAAUUUUUUUACAAUUCUUCAGAAGUCCAUUUUGGUUUCAACAGGGUAUCACAAACCUUGCCAACAUGUAAUGUGAAAAAAAAAAAAUCAGUGAUCAAAGUCUUCCAGUUGGAUAUUCUAAAUUUCAUCUCUUUCAUGUUUGUCAGAGCCUUUUUUAAAAAGAUAUUUUUGAACAAAUUUUUCUUAUUUUUGUACUUCAUGAAUCAAUUGAAAUUCUAGAAUAUUUUUCAAAUUUAGAGCUGUAAGAUAAUAUUAUUGUGUAGUUUAAUUAGACCGCUUUCAUGUUUAUCUCUUUUGGUACCAUUUUCAACUUCUCAAAAAUCAGUAUACUGUUAGAUGCUAUUUCAGUAUGUUUUUUCAAAGAAGUUCUAACAUCCUGUCUCGUCUUUAAAUUAGUCAAGCCAGCUUAGGUUGAUGCAUAUUUGAGCACAGCAUGUUUUCAGUCUCUAAAUUUUACCGUCCAGGUUUUACUACAGAAAACUCUUUAGUAUUGGAAGCAACAUUUUAGUGUAUUUUCCGAAGGAAAUACACUAUUGCGUUUUUAAUCUGCUUUCCUAUACAAGUUCCCUUUUUCUAGUGCCAUUUUAAAAUAUCAGGUGAAGCCUGAAAGUUUUGUCCUUAAUCCCAGAAUUACCUCACAAAUGGAGGAAGCUAGAAAGAGUUUCUCCGAGAAUCUUCAUUUAAUCAUUAACCAUCAAAGAAGAUUGGUUAAGAACUUGCUGAUUUCCCAAGCUUUUUAGUAGGUACAGUUUUAUCAACUUGGUCAAUUUUUAACAGCCUUUUUGUUUCGUAAUUUGUCAAUUCACAAUAGUGGGCCAGUAAUUCACAACAUAUUUUUUACAGCUGAUAUUUUAUAAUGUCUAGAUUCUGCUUUCAUUAUCAUGUGCAAAAAUUAGUGACAAGGCUGUUGGUAUUUAUGCAGGCAACUUGAUGCAGCUCUAGAAUGGUUCAUUAUUCGAAUUUAACACUUUAAAAUCAGUAUUAAGUUAAAUUUAAUCCAUACCAAAAAGCCAGGAUCAGUAUUUUACCAGGGUCAAUUAUUUUGUGUUUGUAUCGUAAUUAAAUCAGUAAUCUACUUUCAGUAAUUCAUAAAUCCUCUCAUCAUGUCAACAAAUUGUUCUUUAAAUUUUGUAUACUUUAUAAGGGCACCAUUAAUUCACACAUCUAUGAUCAGAGAAAUUUUUUCGUGGUUAUUCAUGCCUUUCAGUCCUCCGUCUGUUGGGUACUUUUUCAUGUAAAAGAAAACAUAUAUGAGCAUAGCAGCUCCAGCAAAGCAUCAUGGGAUUAAUGUUGCCUAGUUAUGACGUACUUGUUGAACCUUCCUUAACGAACACAACAAUAGAGUCAUCGUAGAUAACCAACUCCACAAUGGUAUGUUGUACCACCUAAUUGCCUUAUUUAUAAGAAAAAUUAGCCUUUUCCUCUGUCUUCAAAUAUUUCUUAAGAAGAUUAUGUGGUUAAGUAUUGACAUUUUUUUAAACUUUUAAUUUCAUGAGUGAAUGACCCCUCUUGUCGCAAUACUUAGGCUCCCCUAUCAAUUUGUUAUUUUACAAUUAAGUUGACUCAACUUUGAUACUUCGAUUAAGCAAGUUGCUCUGGAAAUUAAAGUUGUGAAUCAUAUUCCACUAAAGAAACUUCAGUUCUGUGAUAUGUAUUGCAUUUCAGUAUUAAUAUAUUUAUGUAUGGCCUUAUUUUUCAGAGGGCGAGAUUCUAUUUCUUUUUUCGUGGAAAUUAAUUCUAUCUUACUAAUGAAAUAAAUCAAAUCACUAGUAACCUUUGUUUGUAACAGGAUACCACUUGUUAUAUUUUUUAAAUUACUUACGUUAAGUGGGAAAUAGAGCUCAGCACUCAAAACGAAGAAUUCUGUAGAGAUUCAUAGUAGAUUCAAUAUGCGCAAAAAAAAUAUUACUAUCCGCCACCACCUCUUCAGCUUUGCUUUAAGUAAGAAACAAAGUUUAGAACAAAUAUGCGUAACAGAUGGCUAUUUUGCAAGUGGUAAAUUGAUUUGAGAAUUCUUGAAGUUUUUGAACAUUUGUAAAGUUCGGAUGACUUUUGCCAAAACAUUUACCUCUCUACGAGGAAUCCUUUAUUUUUGCCUUGCCAAGCAACAUCAAUUAUCGGAUCAAUUAGGUAUGAAUUCAUCUGGGCCAAUUCAACAAUCAGUGUUUAAUUAAUUCACACAUAAGUAGGUUAGUCAUUAAUUAUUCUUAAAUUAAGUUAUUUAUUGACAUGAAUAAACAUAUUUAUUGUUGUUA
Bemisia tabaci is the source of this 4810-nucleotide messenger RNA. It is a transcript of the gene Ccdc85, whose product is annotated as coiled-coil domain-containing protein 85. The record is from RefSeq and is a predicted model, not a curated record. NCBI's taxonomy places the organism in Eukaryota, Metazoa, Arthropoda, Insecta, Hemiptera, Aleyrodidae.